Trichoderma virens Gv29-8 is the source of this 786-nucleotide messenger RNA. RefSeq lists its product as uncharacterized. The record is from RefSeq and is a predicted model, not a curated record. Lineage: Eukaryota; Fungi; Ascomycota; Sordariomycetes; Hypocreales; Hypocreaceae. The coding region runs from base 1 to 786 and encodes 261 amino acids. The transcript is spliced from 3 exons. Gene Ontology annotation, molecular function: oxidoreductase activity.
AUGUCAACUGCAGACUCCCUUUCCCUCGCUGGCAAGACAGCCAUCGUCACUGGUUCCGGCAAGGAGAACGGCAUCGGAGCCGCAAUCGCCCUUGCUCUCGCCCGGAAUGGUGCUCGCGUUGUUAUCAAUUACGUUUCAGAAGCUACUACUCCUCGAGCUGCAAAAGUUGUAGAGAGUAUUGAACAAGUUGCCGGCAAGGGCAGCGUUAUAGUCGUUCAGCAGGAUGUAACUACUCCCGAGGGAACGAAGAAACUAGUCGAUGAAGCUAUCAAGGGAUUUGGGGUUGAGCGUAUCGAUAUCCUCGUUAACAAUGCUGCAUGGGCUUCGCAAGAGCCUGUCUUGACUGCGAGCCGCGAAAAUGUUGAACGGACAUUUAAUACUUGUGUUUUAGGGCCAUUCUAUCUCAUUCAAGCUACAGUUCCAUACAUGCCACAAGGUGGAAGGAUCAUCAACGUUGGCAGCGUAGCUUCAAAGCUUGGAAUCGAGCCCGUUUACGGAGCUGCAAAGGCAGCCAUGGACGCUCUGACGUACAGUCUCGCAAGAGAUGUAAACGGCAAACGCAUCACCAUCAACACCGUGAUGCCCGGCCCUGUGCUCACAGACUCACUGCCGCCAACCCCCGAGGUUGAGGUGCUGAAGGAGCGACUACUCCACCUGACACGGGCGGAGAGGCGAUUUGGAAACGUUGAGGAUAUCGCAGACUCGGUGUUGCUUCUUGUAAAUGAGAAGAGCCGAUGGAUUACGGGAGAGUGCAUCUCCGUUAGUGGCGGCAUCACAGGCAAUUAG